Molecule: messenger RNA, 1590 nt
Organism: Spinacia oleracea (spinach)
Lineage: Eukaryota; Viridiplantae; Streptophyta; Magnoliopsida; Caryophyllales; Amaranthaceae
Product: protein STAY-GREEN homolog, chloroplastic
Exons: 4
Coding region: 330-1229 (299 amino acids)
Biological process (GO): chlorophyll catabolic process
Source: RefSeq, a predicted model, not a curated record
AUUUCCUCCAAUUCCGGUUGAUCAAAAUCCAAAACUUGUGAAUAUACAAUCUACACGCUUUUCUCCCUCUCUCUCUUUUGAAAAGUUUGCAAAACCAAACUUCAAAGUUUCCCAAAUUAAAAAAUUAGACGGCUAAGUUAAGCAACCCAAUUACUCAAAGUAUCUUCCUUUCCCUUUGUUUUUCACUAGAUUUCUCUUCUUACAAAUAGAAUCUUCUUGUAUUUCCUAAAUUAUUGGAGCUUCAAUUAAUUAAAUUUAAUUCACUUAAUUAUACAAGUAUUUAAUUGAUACUUUUGUAAGUCAAUUUGGGAAAUUACUAAUUUGGAGUGAUGACUACUUUGGCUGCCUCGAUGUUGCUACCAUCAAAGCUCAAACCUUGUUUUCCUGAAGAUAAAUCAUCUCUUUUUAGUUCCAGAUGUAGCAAAUCUUCAUCCAAGAGAAACCAAUCUCAAUCUCCUUCCCCUGUGAUGAGAUUAUUUGGGCCAGCAAUAUUUGAAGCAUCAAAAUUGAAAGUAUUGUUCUUGGGAGUUGAUAAAGAGAAAGAGAAACACCCACCAAAGUUGCCCAGAACUUAUACUCUUACUCAUAGUGAUAUUACCUCCAAGAUCACUUUGGCUAUCUCUCAAACUAUUAACAAUUCCCAGUUGCAAGGAUGGUAUAACAAAUUGUAUAGAGAUGAGGUGGUGGCAGAAUGGAAGAAAGUGAAGGGGAAAAUGUCACUACAUGUUCAUUGUCACAUUAGUGGUGGUCAUUUCCUCUUAGAUUUGUGUGCAAAAUUGCGAUACUACAUCUUUUGCAAGGAGCUUCCUGUGGUACUGAAUGCAUUUGUGCAUGGGGACGAAAAUUUGUUCAACAACAACCCAGAAUUACAAGAAGCAAUGGUGAUGGUGUAUUUCCAUUCAAGUAUCCCUGAAUUCAACAAAGUCGAAUGUUGGGGCCCACUCCAUGAGGCACUAGACCUUACUUCCAAAAACAAGAAGAAGGUGAUGAUGAUGACGAUAAAUCAACAUGAUAGCAAGCAAGAUGACGAUGAUGACGAAGAAGAAGAAGAAGAAGAAGUUGCUUCAUUUACAAGCAACUCGAAAUGGGAAGAAAUAUUAGAGCCUUGCACGGAACCAUGUAGAUGUUGCUUUCCACCUACUAAUUUGAUUACUUGGACUCCUUCAUUAUCACAACAUCAUCAUCAACAACAACAACUUCCUGGAGACGUUUCGAUUCCGCCAUCGUAAUUAAAUCAAUGACAAAUUUGAUUAUAUAGUCAUGAUUUAUUUUGUAUAUAACACGUAUGUACGUACAAGUAGAGAACUCAAUCUUAGGUAAUUAAAUAUAUAUAAUUAGUAAAUCGAAAACUACCAAGAAUUUGGGUGGCUAAAGGAGCCCCAAUUAAUUACAUCGGAUCGGAACAUCUUGGAGAGUUACACUUACAUCGUAUCAUAUAUUCAUACGUAGUAUAUCAUAUAUGGCUUGUAUUUGUGACUUAAUUUGUCAAUAUCAGUCACCUUCGCUCUCACCCCCAAUGUUAUGAUGGGGUUGAAAGUAUUUAUAAAUUCAUGGACUUUUGUAUAUACACGUUGAUUGUUUUUGGGACUA